Salvia miltiorrhiza (redroot sage) is the source of this 2429-nucleotide messenger RNA. RefSeq lists its product as uncharacterized. Gene Ontology annotation, molecular function: GTP binding. The record is from RefSeq and is a predicted model, not a curated record. Lineage: Eukaryota; Viridiplantae; Streptophyta; Magnoliopsida; Lamiales; Lamiaceae. The transcript has 9 exons. Bases 216 to 2237 code for a protein of 673 amino acids.
UUGCUGAUGGUUAACUUUAGAAUGAACUAGUUUAAACCCUAAAUUGGAAUUUCUGUCUUAAACCCCAUUUCACCUCACCGACUACGUGUUCCGGCAAAGGUAUAUUUCCUUCAGCUUAUCCAGCAGCAUCGAGCAUCAGAAAAUGCCAGAGGAAAUCUGGGCGCAGUGAGAGAGUGGCCGCAAAUAUAUGCGGAUUACACCACUUAGUUUUGAAAAUGAGGGGAUCAUGGUUUCGGGCCGUCUCGGGCCGAAAAAGCCGCCAUGCCCUUGAUGGUCUAUGCUCGAGAAACGCCCCCUUACAGUAUACAAUGCGUAACCUAAUUUCCAAAUUCUUGGGUAAUGUCGAAAGAAAGUUCUUAAAUGCUACCGCUGAAGUAAAAUUAAAGCGUGGGUGUUGUUAUGCGGUGUGCGGCAUAGGAGUGGCGCCUUGCAAAUCCGUUAAUGGGCCAUCGCUCUUGGCUCUGUGCUCUUAUUUAACUCGCAAUGCAGUAAAUUUUUGUUCUAUGCCUGAACAUGAAGUCGGGAUUGAGUCGAUGGGUUCUGUUGUUUCACCUCCCUUGGGUGAUUCAAGCAGUGAAGUGAAAGAGGAGGUUCGAGUUGCUGCUGAUUAUAGUGAUUUUGAUGAGCCAAAAUCAAAAGCUAGAGCUAUUACUCGAGAAUCUAUUGACUUCACUAAAAUUCCUAUUGAGAAGCUUCCCACCGUCCUAAUUAUAGGACGUCCAAAUGUUGGCAAGUCAGCAUUGUUUAACCGUUUGAUUCGGAGGAGGGAGGCACUUGUUUACAACACCCCUAAUGACCACGUUACACGUGAUAUAAGAGAUGGAAUUGCUAAAUUGGGUGAUUUGCGGUUUCGAGUUCUAGAUUCAGCUGGCUUGGAGGCAGAGGCUUCUUCAGGUUCUGUUCUUGGUAGAACUGCUGCUAUGACCGGAUACGUGUUGUCAAAAGCCCAUUUGUCACUUUUCUUGAUCGAUGCAAGAGAUGGACUACAACCGUUGGAUUUGGAUGUCGGAAAGUGGCUAAGAAAGCAUGCACCUGGUAUGAAGACUAUAGUGGUAAUGAAUAAAGCUGAGUUGCUUGAUAACAUUUCUGGUUCUCUUGGUUCUGCUGCUGGGGAAGCUUAUACAUUAGGAUUUGGUGACCCUAUUGCUCUAUCUGCGGAGACUGGAUUUGGGUUGGCAGAGCUUUCUGAAGCUUUGAGGCCACUGCUCGAGGAUUAUGUGCUCCAGAACGUAGAUGUUCUAGAUGAAGAUACUUGCGAUGAUAGCUCCUACUUGGAUGAGAAUAUUGACUCUAAGCUUCCAUUGCAGUUGGCAAUUGUUGGGAGACCAAAUGUAGGGAAGUCUACUUUGCUGAAUGCUCUCUUACAAGAGAACCGAGUUUUAGUAGGACCGGAAGCUGGUUUAACUCGAGAUUCAAUUCGAGUUGAAUUUCAGUAUGAGGGGAGAAACGUUUAUCUUGUUGAUACCGCAGGUUGGUUGGAGAGAACAAAACAGGACAGGGGACCAUCAUCCUUGAGCAUUGUGCAAUCAAGGAAAAACCUAAUGAGGGCCCAUGUGGUUGCGCUAGUUCUGGACGCAGAAGAGAUUGCCAAAGCUAAACGAAGUAUGAAACAUGCUGAAGUAGUUAUAGCAAGGCGAGCAGUAGAAGAAGGGCGAAGUUUGGUUAUUGUGGUGAACAAGAUGGAUCUUUUGAACGGUAAACAAUGUGAAAGGGUUCUCAAUGCUGUACCUGAAGAAAUUCAGAGUGUAAUUCCCCAGGUGACCGGGUUACCCGUGGUAUUUGUUUCUGCACUCGAGGGCAGAGGAAGGAUGGCUGUGAUGCGCCAGGUUGUUGAUACAUAUGAAAAAUGGUGCUGUAGACUGCCCACAUCUCGUCUGAACCGCUGGUUACGCAAGGUUAUGAGCAGACAUUCUUGGAAAGAUCAGUCUGCCCAACCCAAGAUCAAAUACUUCACUCAGGUGAAGGCCCGGCCGCCUACAUUUGUUGCGUUUGUGAGCGGGAAGGUUCAGCUGUCGGAUACAGACCUCAGGUUCUUAACGAAGUCGCUCAAGGAAGACUUUGAUUUGGGCGGAAUUCCUCUGCGUAUAAUGCAGCGCAACGUUCCUAGACGUGGCGAUGGCAAACCUGCUGCCAAAAAGAACGCACGAGCUGCUGGAAAACCUACGCGACGCGUCACAUCCGAUAAAAGGGGCAGCGCUGCUGCUUUACAAGACAUUGAAGCUGCAUCACAAUCUUAACUUUUUCUUCUCUUUGUAUAUCAGACUUUUUUCUUAGGGGAAGUAACCUUGGGACCUCCAGCAUUCUCUGGUGUAUAGCAUAGUUUUUUUCGUAGUAUUAAAAAACUCUUAUGUUCAACAUUAUGUCCACUCUACAAUCUCCCCUUCAAAAUUCACAUACCAAUAAUAAUUAGUAAUAUAAGUCCAUUUUAA